CGCGGAUGCCAGCCUUCCAAGUCCCUCGGCUUAGGCGAAGGACCUCAGACUACGACUUUCGUCGAGCUAAGUAGUAGGCCUGAAUCAGAGCUAAUUGCAGGCCGGUCUUUACUUGUCCUAAGUAGAAUUGCCCAGCCGACAGCCACUGCCGAACCUUCCUCGGAGGGACACGAAGAUGAAGUCAAUACAGACAACGAGCAUGCAGAUGAGGGGAUAUUGCUGGACUGGGACUAGGAGGUACAUUCGAUAGAAACCAUUUAGCAAACAACACUCAUUAUUUCUAAAAAUUUAAACUCGCGAAGACAACUCCUAUUUAAAGUAAACAAUGCAUUCUCUUCAACAUAAUUUCCCAAGACUCUUCAGAACAGCGCACUAACAGUAUUAAAAAACCCUUUCCAUUCUCCUAGAAGUCAAACCCAUUAUCCUUCCUCAACCAUUUCACCAUAGGCACUACAUACCAACAACCAUUACCAUUACCAUGGGUAACUCAAGAACCACUUCCAGAUCUACAAACACGGACUCUCCCCCAGCACCGCCGGCAACCAUGGAAAAGUUCACAAAAACCCCCGAUACCCCGGCCAAUUCUUCGUCUUCCCCAAAAACAAUGGAAAACUCUUUCAGCAACUACGACCGCCGCUACGUCUCCCAAUACACCACCCCGGAUAUAGCCUCCUCUACGAUGCUUAGCCGACUCCUCCCAACUCCCUCCACAAAUUCCAUAGGUAACUCAAGCUCUCCCUACCGCCUCAUAGCCCCAAAACUCCACCCCUCCCCUCCUACACCCUCUCCAACCACCACCUCCAGCACCUACAUCUGCACCCGCUGCAACCCUCCUUUGCGCCCCUUCUCCACAAAAGCCUCCCUGAAGCGGCACGUCGACAUUGUCCACCUGGGCUUGCGCUUCAAAUGCCCCGUGUGCAAGCAGCAAUCGACGAGCCAGAAGGCUGUGGAUGAACAUAUGAAAAGAAAGCAUAGGCAGGAGUGGGAUGCCGGACAGGCAUUGCUGGCGAUGGGUGGGGGAGUGUAUUUUGCCGCGGAUGAAGACGUGAAGGUUACGAUUGAGUUUGCGGCUGGGAUUUAG
Messenger RNA from Hyaloscypha bicolor E, 1081 nucleotides. RefSeq lists its product as uncharacterized. The transcript has a single exon. The record is from RefSeq and is a predicted model, not a curated record. The coding region runs from base 479 to 1081 and encodes 200 amino acids. NCBI's taxonomy places the organism in Eukaryota, Fungi, Ascomycota, Leotiomycetes, Helotiales, Hyaloscyphaceae.